CUCGCUGCUUUGCCUUCCUCUUUGAAUGCUGCGGACAAUAAAACCUAAAAAUGCGCGAUCAAAGCGCGCCCUUCAGGCUCGCGAGCCAAAGGAGGUCGAAGGCCCUCGCACAGCGAUAUUUGUUCGCGGAACACAUGCUGGGGACAAGGUUCAAAACGCUAUGAAGGAGCUCAUGGCCCUCAAACGUCCGCACGCCAUCUCCUUCUCGAAGAAGAACGCCGUCCGCCCGUUCGAGGACACCUCCUCGCUUGAGUUCUGGGCGCAGAAGAACGACGCAAGCCUUUUCGUCGUUGGACAAAGCACUAAAAAGCGUCCUGGCGGCAUGACCUUUGUGCGUAUGUUCGAUAACCGAGUGUUCGACAUGCUCGAGGUCGGGAUUGAGGACUUUGUGUCCAUGCAAGAGUUCAAAACACCAAAAAGCACGCCGGGACAUAAACCACUCAUGCACUUUGCCUCUGAACUGUUCACGACUCAUCCGCGACUGGUGCAACUGAAGUCGUUUUUACUCUCUUUUUUCAAUGGUGAAGAAAUUGACGGAAUUCACCUUGCGGGACUCGGACAUGUCGUCUCUGUCACACUCGGUCCUACACCGCCCUCGCUAUCUUCGACCACCUCUGCGACUGCCACACUUGGCGCAAUCACAGGCGAUGUGCAGCCACAAGGCGAAGCGCUGCCCAAGGUCCAUAUUCGCUCGUACACGAUCCGAUUACUUGCGUCGGGUACUAGGGUGCCGCGCGUCGAGCUCACGCCAAUGGGGCCCUCGCUCGACCUUGUCCUACGGCGACACCAAGACGCGGACCCCGAGCUGCUCAAGCAGGCGCUGAGACGGCCAAAGCUCAAGAAGCAGGACGUCGAGAAAGGCCUUGGCAAGAAGCAAAAGAACUUAGAGGUCGACGAGAUGGGCGACCUUCGUGGAAAGAUACACGUCGCGAAGCAGAAUCUCGGCAAGCUCCAGACGCGCAAGAUGAAGGGGCUUAAAUCCUCGAAGGAAGAGAGCGUAGAUGUUGAUGAGGAUGACGAAGACGACGAAGGCGUAUAUGCAGAUGCAGGGCGGAAACGGAGACGGACGGAGUAAACUCUGCUACUGUCGGUGUGUACGUUUCUCCGUGAACUCUUGCUUUUAUUAUACGUCCGCUCUCCCUGCCGCUAAAUGCAAGCAAGGCUUUGCGACGCAAGACCACUUAUUGACUAAGCGGUACUUCUGUUGUACUAUGGUUAUCUAGUAAUGCGCCGAGCAAGGCUAGUCACGAUUAUUAGCUUCGAACUUCUGCGUUCCUUGCUCAUUGCUUGGCAAUAUCACCGAGGACUUGGCAUAUAACAAUAACUUGAACUUUGGU
This is a messenger RNA of Phanerochaete carnosa HHB-10118-sp, 1337 nucleotides long. RefSeq lists its product as uncharacterized. Gene Ontology annotation, molecular function: rRNA binding. Gene Ontology annotation, cellular component: nucleolus. The record is from RefSeq and is a predicted model, not a curated record. Gene Ontology annotation, biological process: maturation of LSU-rRNA from tricistronic rRNA transcript (SSU-rRNA, 5.8S rRNA, LSU-rRNA); ribosomal large subunit assembly. The transcript has 4 exons. NCBI's taxonomy places the organism in Eukaryota, Fungi, Basidiomycota, Agaricomycetes, Polyporales, Phanerochaetaceae. The coding region runs from base 26 to 1075 and encodes 349 amino acids.